Molecule: messenger RNA, 2560 nt
Organism: Dermacentor silvarum
Lineage: Eukaryota; Metazoa; Arthropoda; Arachnida; Ixodida; Ixodidae
Exons: 3
Coding region: 305-2446 (713 amino acids)
Source: RefSeq, a predicted model, not a curated record
GAAGGCUGCGGGAAGCGUUCGUUGUCGAGGUCGGAAUAGGGCGAAGAAACGUGCGUGAGACGCUGUAGCGUCUCCUGUAGACGCUAGAGCUGCGAAUCUCACGUCCGCACCCGGGGGUAGCUGGCCGUUCUCCCCUACCGAGCGAGACCGCAUGUCCGGACGCCAGCGGCAACCCGAGUAGAAUUCAGUGCUGAAUUCGCCCGUCACAAGAGGACUGCAAGAUCCUGGCAACGUGGAACACCGCGGAAAGUGGGACAAGGGAAGGGCUGAAUCAAGUGAAAGGGGCCUACAGCCGGAUUCGAAGAUGGAGCACGCAGCUACCUCUGGCCUCCUCUUGGCCGACAUGAGCCCCUUCGCUGUUACUUUCUCCGAAGCUACCACCAAUUGCUACUUACCGCUCUGUUCAAUGACCCAAGAAUGCACAUGCGUAAUUUUCAAUUAUUUGUCCACGAUUAACCGACUGCUAUUUACUGUCAAACUGGAACUGCGGGAAAUGACAGGAAGAUUUGGCCAGCUGUACCUUAUGGGCUUGGAAGAAGAGGGGAUGUACUCUUCAGUCUGUCCAGACAUGGAAUUGCGUCAAGCUGCUCAGCUUAUGCGCUGGCUGCUCAAGAGCCACGCUUGCAUACAACAUAUAUUCAUUCAUCCUUUCGUUUGGCAUUCGCAUGGGGCGCUUUUGUGCGAUGGCCUGAACCGCAACCCGUCUAUUAAGACUAUGAAGGUCGGCAUCUUCGAGUUCACGAGCACGGACCUCCACGCGGUCAUAGGCUCCCUCAGAAACCUGGAAGAAUUCGAAUGCGUCACCUACAUAAGGACCUGCCGACACUUUGCGCCGACAGUUGUGACACUUUUACGGCUGAGCACUUUGAGAACCCUAAAUGUAUCCAAAGCCUGUCUGAAUGACAGCAGAGCCAGGUUAUUUGUUGAUGCCCUAAAAGAGAAUGCAACUCUGCGACAGCUGGGGAUACACAGUUCCGUCAUAUAUCACGCUGGCCAGGGAAACUUCUCAGAAUAUCUCAUGACUACCAAGUCACUUAUGACACUAAGUGUUGAAUCAGGUCACCGAAAUAGGCGGAAGUGUUUCAGGUGGAUGGCGGCUGGCCUUAUCGUAAACAAUACCAUUCAGAACCUCAGCUUUUACGGCAUUGCGCUGGAUGCCGGCACCGCCCAGCUAGUAGCGAGGAUGCUCACAGAAAACAAGGUAAUACGCAACUUUACCAUCGUGUGCGAUCACGCAGAACUAGUAGUUCCUCCCGGUACUGAUUUAGCCUGUUUGCACACUGCGCUCACUAAGAACGACACAUUGGAAAGACUCGAGCUUCCUUUCUCAUUCCUGGAGCCGGCACAGUGGGUCCAGUUCUUCUGGACUGUGUCGAGUAAGCAAUUCUUCCAAAGGCUGACCGUACACAUGCCUAACUAUUGCUAUACGUACAGGUAUUUGCCAAGAUUCUGCAAAGCGCUUAAGGAAAGUGGCGCUGAAACAAAAGUCUCUCUCGGCACUCUAGAAAAUGUCUUCGACUUGGAGUUACUCGAAUCCAAGUCAUUUUCAGAUGUCAACUUCAGUUGUCCCGAUGGUAGUCAAGGGCAACAGUUAGCCUUGCUGCAGCUUUCCCUCCCAAUGAAGAGCCUAGGUUUGUACGUCAACUCAAGUGACGCUGAGCUGUGCUCGGCCAUCGCAAAAUACAUUAGGAAAGUAUCACUUCUUGAAACUCUGCGGCUCAGAUGUUCUUUCAAUGACCCUGACUUCAUGGACACCACACGCAGAGCGUGGAGAGAAAUUUUCGAGUCGCUCGCUGCAAGCACGAGCCUAAAAAAGCUGCGAUUAGACUUCGUACAUGGCAUGUGGGUCCGAAACCCUGUGUACGAGCGGGAAGUGGAGCUGCUGGCUGACGUCAUCAACGCGAGUCAGAGCAUACGAAGAGUGUCCUUCAACUCCCACGUUACGAUGAUCAACAGGGGCUUUUUUCGGCGCCUCUGUUUUGGCAUCGCAGAGAACUACAUUCUGGUGAGCAUAGACACGUGGCCGUACCUAGAUAAGAGAGUGACUCAAGAAUCCUUCGCCGUCUGGGACACAGUGCGUCGAAACGCCAGCUUUGUGACACUCGCUGCAGAUUUCACAGACGGCAGGACACUGGACAGACGCUGCGUUCGAGCCUUGGAGCGAGUGCUGCGCCAUCCUCCCCUCCUUGAGGAGCUCGCCGAACAAGAGUCCCUGAACGUGGCCGAGGCCUCUGCGAUGGUUCGACGAAAGUUCAGCAGAGCCGAAGGCCUGCACGACUUCAUGCGGCUCGCCGGUGUCGUCAAAGAGCGUGUGGAGUGCAACUCGCGUGCAGGCGGACGACUUCAACUGGACGAUCUGGAUGAAUACUGCUGGAGGAAGGUGCGGAGCUACCUCAUGAUAGACGACAUCAAGGACCCUGGAGCGACCACGCCGGUAUAUCGCUAGUGACGGCGGCCAGUUUGGAACAUCGCCAACACGUGACACAGGUUAUUGAGCGGAACUGCUCUACUACAACACAGCUCUAUUUUACAGCGGCCUCGUUGUCUGAGUACUUGAACA